Molecule: messenger RNA, 1744 nt
Organism: Stegostoma tigrinum
Lineage: Eukaryota; Metazoa; Chordata; Chondrichthyes; Orectolobiformes; Stegostomatidae
Gene: tra2a
Product: transformer 2 alpha homolog
Exons: 9
Coding region: 131-1114 (327 amino acids)
Biological process (GO): positive regulation of mRNA splicing, via spliceosome
Cellular component (GO): spliceosomal complex
Molecular function (GO): RNA binding
Source: RefSeq, a predicted model, not a curated record
AGCUCGGCAGCGCCAGUGCGGCCGCCAUAUUGUCAGCAGAGAGCAGCAAAACUAUUCGGCUGGGCAGAUUAUUUGCUCUUACAUACACACAGAGGUAUUGGUUAAACUUCUGUAAUUCACAGCAAUAAAGAUGAGUGACAUCGACGAAACAGCCUACGAAGGAAGGGAGUCACGUUCACCAUCCAAAUCUCCAAGUGGUAGUGCUGGCCGUGUAAAAUCAGAAAGCCGCUCUGCGUCACGCAGCCCAUCUAGGGCCUCAAAACGUUCAGAAUCACGCUCCCGAUCACGGUCCAAGUCAAGAUCUCACUCCAGAAGGCAUUCGCACCGGCGUUAUUCACGCUCCAGGUCACGAUCACAUUCACACCGAAGGCGAUCUCGUAGUAGGUCUUAUACGCCUGAGUAUCGAUCACGCAGAAGGAGCCGUAGUCAUUCCCCAAUGUCCAGCCGAAGACGUCAUGCAGGAAGUAGAACGGGACAUGUGUCAGCGAAACACGGAGCGUUGAUAGUAGAUGUGGAGAAGUCCGCUGCCAGGACUGCCCCAUCGUCCCAGAUGAAGGAUGAUUCCUGGAGGCGAACAGGAUAUGGGAAGAAAGAAGGGAAACUCGGUUCUCAAAACGCUAAUCCAGAUCCAAACACUUGCCUAGGUGUUUUUGGUCUUAGUUUGUACACCACUGAACGUGAUCUUCGUGAAGUUUUCUCUCGGUAUGGGCCAUUGGCUGGAGUCAAUGUUGUCUACGAUCAAAGGACUGGUCGUUCACGAGGAUUUGCAUUUGUUUACUUUGAAAGACUGGAGGAUGCUAAAGAGGCAAUGGAGCGUGCAAAUGGAAUGGAACUGGAUGGUAGACGAAUUCGUGUUGAUUAUUCCAUUACGAAGAGGCCACACACUCCCACUCCUGGGAUUUACAUGGGACGACCUACUCACAGUAGUGGUGGAGGUGGUGGUGGAGGACGUCGUCGCGAUUCGUACUAUGAUCGAGGUUAUGAUAAAUAUGAUCGCUAUGAUGACCGGGACUAUGAUUAUCGAUACAGUAGACGACGAUCACCAUCACCCUACUACAGCAGAGGAUACCGAUCACGUUCGAGAUCGCGAUCUUAUUCGCCACGUCGUUACUGACCAGACUCCUCCUUGCUGGACGACUGUCUAAAGAUUUUUAAUCAAUGUGUUAGUGACUUUUUUUGGGGGGUGGGGUGGUUAGGGUUAAGAUUUUGGUAGUUGUGCAUGAUAGUUUCUAUGGCUGUAUACUGCUUUGGAAAGGCCAUUCUAAAAGCCACUUGCUUGAACUUAUGUAGUUCAUAACCUGAUAUAAGAAAAGGACGGGGCUCAAAGUUCAUGGUAAUCUUUUAAUUACCAAGUACUGGUUGUUUUUGAACACGCAAAUGCCAACAUUCAUUAGUUUUGUGAUGGUGUUUGAUUUUGUCAUGGGGUUGUAUUUGCUGUUUGAAACUGUCCUAGAGUUCUGAGGUGUAUUUUUUUUUAUUCAAAGAAAGUCUGAUGUAAACCUAGCAAAGAUCAGUAUAUGCAUUUUACAAAAUAACUAUUAAAAAUGUACAGAAGGGUAACCAGUUGUGUAAUGUCCUUCUGAAAGAUUCUGAAAAAGCAUUUUGCAACUUUGGAACCUAUUGCUUUAAAUGAGUAUAAGUGGAAUAUUGACUUUCUGACCUAGAUUGAAAAUGUGUUGUGACAGAAUUCUUUGUCUUCACAAUUGUAAAGGAAUACAAGGAUUAAAUUUUUGUUUUUAGUUAA